This is a messenger RNA of Alligator sinensis (Chinese alligator), 3527 nucleotides long. RefSeq lists its product as uncharacterized. NCBI's taxonomy places the organism in Eukaryota, Metazoa, Chordata, Crocodylia, Alligatoridae. The record is from RefSeq and is a predicted model, not a curated record.
UGUAUGCUUGAUCUCUGACUACUGAGCACACAUACUUGGAACAUGGCUGUGCCUGGAAGGUGCGAGGCUGAGCUCCUUUCCUUCUGGAUAAUUGUGCUGUCCUUGGGAAGAACAUUCUCUGUGGAUUUCCCUUACCUGGGAUCCUCUUUCAGCCUGGAGUCCUCCUUCCAGGAGAACUGCACCCAGGUGCUUUUAUAUUACCGAAGGAUUGCUUCUCCUUGUUCCAGUACUGAAGAUGUGAUUUGCAAGGCUAUCAACUGUACAUCCAGGGUCCCAGCAGCAGGUCUGGAGAACAACUCCACAGCCCCAUGCCAGCUGGAAGGAGAAGCUGCUCUCUUUCCUGCUUCCCCUGUAUCCUUUUCCCUGAGGCUGUCCCACUGCUGCUGGUCCCAAACCAGGCUUCUUUCUGAGGAGAAGAACUGCAGUGUCCAGUUUAAAGUGGCAAUGGUGUAUACCCUGGGCACUCGCUCAGAUACAGCACUGGGAAACUCCUCCCCGCAGACUCCACUUCUUCCUGUACUCAGAGUUCCCCAGAACUGUGCAACAUUGUACAAUUUAAGCAUCUGGGAUCAAGAUGGGGAUGUGGUGAGAUGCCGCUACGGGCUCAGAGAGGAGCUUGGCUGUGCUUUCUGCAAGAAGUCUCCUUUCCUCCAUUUGGAUGAGGAGGGAUGCACUCUUAUGUAUGAUGGAACAGGCUCUGAAGACAUGUACCCUGUGGAGCUAAUGGCUGAGGAUUUCCCAAGGAAAAUGGUGGUUCUGAAAUCCAGGGCCAGGAUGCAAGAGAUUCACCCAUACAAUGCUUCAGGAGGGGAAUGGAUUGAAGCCCUGAGCUCUGUCCCUCUGCAGUUCACCUUAAUAGUGGAUAAACCAGUAGAGGAUUGUCCCUUUGGGAUCAGAAGGCCAAUGUUUAUCAGCCCAACCCCAGACAAUGGGGACAGGAUCAACGUGCUGCCAUAUGAGGAUGUUUCCUUUACAGUGACAAGUGUCAGCGCAGGAGAAAGGAUGGCUGACUUGCAGGUUCUGGGUCCCCAUGGACUGCACAUGUCAGGCCUCUGGAUGGCAGAUGACCUUCACACUGUGUCUGCAAAUGUCACCUGGGAAAGCAGAAGACCACUCCGGAUUUCUGUAUGCUUCGUGGCCACUACAUUGUCAGGGUUACAGUCUGAGCUCAGAUGCAUUUGGAUUGUGCACAAAUCUGCUGAUUCUCCACUGGGUACAGUUCUGCUGUGUCUCGAGGAUCGAAUGCAGCUCUCUGUUCCCCGAUCUAGUUUAGGAGAUGUGCAAGAAAGCGAUCUGCAGAGGGGUAACCCCGAGUGCCUGGUCAGCAGCAACAGCACGCACCUUCUGGUAGAGAUCCCACUCAUUGGGGGUGGAGCCAGGGAACAGGGAAACCCAUCUUUCUUCACCUUCACCAACAGAAUAGUUAGUCAGCACAGAGUGUCAGCACCUGCAUUUAAGAAAACCCUUGCCAUCCCAGUGAGCUGCAAAUACCAACAAGAGGAGACUGGCAGCACCUACUGCCCCUUUGCAAGCCCGGCAGAUCAAGGAUUUGGCAAUGUCAGCUUUGACAUUAGGUUCAGCAGAAAGACCUCAGAUGGGAUGAGACUGCUGGAGCGGGGGGCUUCUAUUAAUGCCAGUGUCAAUGACCAGCUAUUUAUCAGCGUGUCAGCUAAGAGUGACCUGGCUGAUGCCCACUUGAUUGUGCAGUCCUGUCAGGUUCUGGGCAACCAGGACUCUUCCAGUGGCUUCUUCAUCAUACAACAAGGUUGCUUGAAUUACAAGGCAGCCAAAGAAGUGAGUUUGGAAGACUCCAAGGACAAGGUUUACAGCCUCAGGCUCACCUCCAUAGCAGACGUGGUUUCUGAGGUGUUUGUAACUUGUGAUGUGAAGCUAUGCUGCAGCCCAAGCAAAUUCAGGCUAUGUUCUUCAGGGUGCAAGUCCUUUAAAAGCCACAAUGCCCUGAGGAAGAUGCUGGAGACAAAGAUCUAUCAGAUCAGUGCUGGGCCCAUCCGGAUCAGCAAGAGCCCCUCCAGUGGUACCAACCACACUGCCUUGGUGGUGGGUGUUGUGCUGGGAUGCACAGUGAUGUGUGUUGUCUUCCUGCUGGUGAAGAAGUCCUUUGUGGGAGUGCCACACAGGAAUGUGUCCUUAAGAACAUAGGACCAUUGCCGCAAGGGGCCUCAAAGGAAUUAGGAAAUUUGAGAAGACACCUUUGCCCUUUCCUCAUUCAGAUUCACCACUGUAAACAUCUCAGCUACAAGUAAAUUGUGAAAGGCUUCAUGAUUCCUGAUAGAGAACAGAGAACAAAAUAUUGGAUAAAAACCCUCUUUUGUAGAAGCCAUCCAGCAUACAGAGCUGGAAGCACAGCCCAUGCUCUUGGUAACUAGCACUGGUAGGUUAGUGGGUAGUAAGGGUUUGCCCACUUUGUGGUUUUUAGUAGGCUAAAUUCAUUGCCAGCAUGCACCAGGGACUCCACCCACUCUCCAAAGUUGCUACCCUCACAACCCUCUUUAUUUCAGUGAUUGCCUGUAAUUCUCCCUCCCCGCACAUCUCUCUUCAUGCCAAUGCCUUUGUGUGCCCUCUUUUCCAUCAUACCAAAUCCUUUUCCCCCACCCCGACAUCAAGGUAUGACAGGGGGCCUGUGUUCACUCCCUUCCCUUAUUCAUUGUUGAGCUGUUCAACUCAAAUGGACAGAAAAGAGAUGAGCAUUUCUAUGUUAGGUGUUAAUGCCUUCUUUCAUCAAUCUUUCUUUUUUGUUUUUGCUCAAAAGGCAAUCACACAACUGACUAAAGCAGUCUCUGAUGGCAAGUGCUCUAUCUGCUCCAUAUUUCCCUCCAAUUCCCCGCUCCCCCCAUUAAGGUUCUGUUCAUUAACCCCUUCAACAGUCCCUGAAAGUACAGAACCACGCACCAUGUUUAAGAAUUACUACACUGUAUUUCAACAAAUACCAUCAAAUUGUCUGAGCUAGAAGGCCCUGCACACAAGGCAGCACUCCCAGGUUCUUGUAAAUCAGCCCCAAGAGUUGAAGAUAUCUGCCCCUCCAAGCAGGCAGUCAUGCAUGUUGUUCUAGGAAAUAACUUCUCCUGAACUUAAAAAAAAAAAACAUGGCUGAAGAUUGCAAAAAGCGCACAAUAUUGGAAUUUGUGGGAUUCCAUAGGAUUUUUAAAUGCUUUGGAAAUUCAGGUGCUGAGCCGUUUGCUUGGGGCAUGAGUUCUGACUUAUGUAUGCACCAUGGUGGGGAAUACGAAGAUCACAAUCAAGCGACACAAGAGUGAUUUAUGUUCUGGAAUCCCUGUGGACAUUGGUUAAAAAUAAAGUGAAAACCCAAACACUUCAGUUCCAGCUCUGGUCUGUCAAUGACUUGUCUAUAGUAAGACAUUAGCUCACGUUUGAGUUACCUUACUUGAGAGCAGUCACAAUUUGGUAUAGUUGGAUUGACAAAUCAUAAACUGUGCCAACUCAAGCAGUAAUGUGUAGUCCCUUUCCCACCUCAUUACUAGUUUGAGCUUCUGCCAUGUCCUCUGAUG